AUGGCGGUUAAGCGUGAGCUGUUACUGCCGCCAUACAACGAGUAUGUGCAUGAGGAGGACCUCUUUGACUUCAAAGAGCCAUGGGAGAUUUGGGAAGAAUAUGGAGGAGAUGACCACUUUAAUCAAGACUUAUAUUUCUUCUGCGAGCUCGAGAGGUUAUCCCCGACUGGUUUGCGCAUCCGUCGCAACAUUGGGGAAGGCAUUUGGAGCGAAAAACAACCCACUAAGCUGGUUUACAAUGAGGACGGACACCCUAAUCCUAUGGGGAGGAAGAAAAUGUUCCUGUACGAGAAUCGAGGGUCGGAGGAGCACGGAGGGUGGAUUUUAGAUGAAUAUAGUCUGCUUGUUGGUGCUGACGGCCGUGCUCAAACGGCCUCAAAGGAUCGCUACGAAUUUCCUUCUGUGAUUUGCCGGCUGCGGAAGAAUGACAAAAGUGGCGGGAAGAAGAAGAGAAACAACUGA
This is a messenger RNA of Malus domestica (apple), 462 nucleotides long. RefSeq names its product NAC domain-containing protein 20-like. Gene Ontology annotation, molecular function: DNA binding. The record is from RefSeq and is a predicted model, not a curated record. Gene Ontology annotation, biological process: regulation of DNA-templated transcription. Lineage: Eukaryota; Viridiplantae; Streptophyta; Magnoliopsida; Rosales; Rosaceae.